Molecule: messenger RNA, 2041 nt
Organism: Aspergillus aculeatinus CBS 121060
Lineage: Eukaryota; Fungi; Ascomycota; Eurotiomycetes; Eurotiales; Aspergillaceae
Exons: 1
Coding region: 165-1895 (576 amino acids)
Cellular component (GO): actin cortical patch
Molecular function (GO): phosphatidate phosphatase activity
Source: RefSeq, a predicted model, not a curated record
AGGGAGCGGAGGGGCGUGCGGAUUCGGCGUGGAAGGAGAGUGCGUUGGGGGGCGAUCGAGGUGACAGAGACAAUAAUCCCGGGGUGGUCCCGGGGCGGCUGCCGCAACGGACGGGGACCUCGUCGAGUUUGGCGAGUACCGCGACAACGACGACGACGACGCAGAUGACCAAGGACGAGCUUUCGAUGGCCAAUGCGCAUUUGAUGGAGCGGUUGCGUCCGUUUCUCACCAACCCCGUCACGGAUAUGCCGGUGACCGUGUUCUUCUUCGACGAGACCCGGAGUCAGUCGAGGAGUAUCAUGACGGAUUUAUCCGGCCACUUUAGGAUGCGCGCCGCCCUGCCCUUCGUCCCGACCCAUAUCCGCGUCCUCGCCUCGGAGAAUCUAUCGGUCGUGAAGGAGGUGCAGAUCAUCGAGCCCUCCGGGGUCAGUCUGAUCAGUGAUAUCGACGAUACGGUGAAGCACUCGGCCAUCGCAAGCGGCGCAAAGGAGAUCUUCCGGAAUACCUUCGUCCGCGAAUUGGCCGAUUUGACGAUCGAGGGCGUGGCGGACUGGUACAACCAGCUGGCGAAGAUGGGGGUGGAUUUCCAUUAUGUCUCGAACGCCCCGUGGCAGCUUUACCCGCUCCUGGAGCGGUAUUUCAAGCAAGUCGGCUUGCCUCCGGGCUCGAUUCAUCUCAAGCAGUACAGUGGGAUGCUCCAGGGGAUCUUUGAGCCCACGGCGGAGCGGAAGAAGGGCAACCUCGAGCAGAUCCUAAAAGACUUCCCUGCAAGGAAGUUCAUCCUGGUCGGCGACAGCGGCGAGGCGGAUCUGGAGGUCUAUACCGAUAUCGUCCUGGCCAAUCCAGGCAGGAUCCUAGGCAUCUUCAUCCGCGACGUCACCACAACGCACAAGAAGGAAUUCUUCGAGAAGUCCGUGGACUAUCUGGAACACAAAGUGUCUGCGAGUCGCAGCGAUCCCCAGCUUGUCGAUGACUCCGAUGCAGCCCCCAAGAGGCCGGCGCUCCCGCCUCGACGGCCUCUCGCAUCAUCGGCCAACAACCCAUCUGCAGAUGCCGUCAGCCUGGACAAUGGAGACCUGAUUGAUCUUCGUGAUGACGACGAGCGGGAAGCCUCAUCCCGGGAUCGGAAGACUCCCUCGGUGUCUCCCGCCGGACGGACACCCCCAGCUAAACCGUCGAAGCCUUCCUCUCUCCGCUCGAAUUCAACGAACACCGACAUGUCGGUGGGGGAGUCGAUCAAGCGGAAGCCCGUGCCUCCCCUACCACCACGUCGGUCCUCCACCAAGCCCGAGGUCUCGCCGGACCGGACCGCAGCCGUGGAAAACACGAGGCAGCAACUACCCACGCGGCCGAAGACCGCCGGUCUCGACCGGGAGAUGGGAGAUGCAAAGGUUACCCGCUCGAAGCAACCUCCGCCUCCGCCUCCGCCUCGUCGAGCCAACACCCUGGCGUCCGUCGAAAGCUCCGGCUCAUCCCAGCAAUCCACAGCCAACCGUCCCACCCCACCUCAAAAGCCACCGCAGCAGCAGCAGCAAUCCUACCCCGCCGCAGCAGCCUCCGCAGCCUUGCAGUACGCCUCCGAACGUCUGAACUGGUCCGCCUCCCCGGCCAACAUCCUCCGCUCCACGCAGUCGAACUCCUCACUUAAUCGAACCAACACCGGCGGUGUCACGGACCGGACCGGGGGAUCCGAGAACCCGCCGCCCGCCGCGCCGCUGCCGAAUAAACGGGAAGAAAUGUGGCGGCGGCGGUGGGAGCGCGCGCAGGAGCUGCUCGAGACCCGCGGCGUGGUGCUGGGGAGCUGGCGGGUCGGUCGGGAUGCGCAGGAUGUGAGUGUGUGGUUGGUGGAGGAGGCGAUGAAGGAGGUGAGGGGGGUGAAGAAGGGUGAUCGGUAGAUUUUAACUACCAUUCUUCCUUGUUACUGGUAAUGGGGCUAUGGGGUUUACGAGACUACCUAGUUGCCUACUUCAAGGCUAGAUACCACUACUUGCGUUGUACAUAGAUAGCAUCUCAUCCGAUCAGAUCACGAUUGCAUUCCAGG